AUGGUGACCACACCUUCACUCAGUACACAAGUUCUGUCCUUGUUUUGUUUUGUAACCUUGAAUUGUAUACCUGAUUUGACUUUUUUGUUUUGUGGGAUCUUGGAUACAUUUCAACACCCUCUAAAUCAAGCAAAUUCUUCUAAUUGUUGCUCCUGUGUUCUUAAGUUUGAUGGUGCCUCGAAAGGAAAUCCUGGACUAGCUGGUGCGGGAGCAGUUUUGCGUGCUGAAGAUGGCAGUAUGGUCUGCAGACUUCGAGAAGGAGUUGGCAUUGCAACCAAUAAUGUUGCUGAAUAUCGAGCUGUGCUUUUAGGAUUGAAAUAUGCUCUUAAGAAAGGGUUCAAAAACAUUCGUGUCCAGGGGGAUUCUAAGCUUGUUUGUAUGCAGAUUCAGGGACUAUGGAAAGUCAAUAACCCGAAUUUGGCUGGCUUGUGUAAAGAGGCAAAGGAGCUCAAGGAUAAGUUUCGGUCAUUUCAGAUCAGUCAUGUUUUGAGGGAAUACAAUUCUGAAGCUGAUGCUCAAGCUAACCUGGGUGUACACCUCCUAGAUGGUCAAAUUGAAGAGGAUAUUACAAUGGGGAGUGCAAGUACCAGAAAGGUGAAAUGAAUGAAGUAGAUAAAAUUCCAAGAUGUUCAAGGAGUAUUGGAACAAAUACUGUAGUUAGCGGUCAUGGUUUAAGCUUAUGCAUUCUCUUCAAGCAGCCAGUUGUGCUGUUGGAAUUUCCAGCUUAAUGGGAAUUAAUUUUGGGGCUCGACUUUUGUUUCUCUGGGCGGCUGGAUGUUUAACUAAGUCUUCUAUGAAUGACAUGUAAAUCCUCAGAAGAAUUCUUCUUAUGUAACCAUGAUAAUACACAAAUGUGCAUAACUGCAUAUUGACACCAACUCCAGAGACCUUCAGUUGCAAUUUCUAGACAGCACCUUCAUUUGCAAUGUAGCUCAUGCUUUUCAUUUACACCUUAUUGAAAUAUAUUUUCAUAGUGUU
Messenger RNA from Pistacia vera, 978 nucleotides. RefSeq lists its product as uncharacterized. NCBI's taxonomy places the organism in Eukaryota, Viridiplantae, Streptophyta, Magnoliopsida, Sapindales, Anacardiaceae. The record is from RefSeq and is a predicted model, not a curated record. Bases 1 to 603 code for a protein of 200 amino acids. Gene Ontology annotation, molecular function: nucleic acid binding; RNA-DNA hybrid ribonuclease activity. The transcript is spliced from 8 exons.